Panonychus citri (citrus red mite) is the source of this 2877-nucleotide messenger RNA. RefSeq names its product histone acetyltransferase KAT7-like. Lineage: Eukaryota; Metazoa; Arthropoda; Arachnida; Trombidiformes; Tetranychidae. The transcript has 4 exons. Gene Ontology annotation, biological process: regulation of DNA-templated transcription. The record is from RefSeq and is a predicted model, not a curated record. Gene Ontology annotation, cellular component: nucleus. Gene Ontology annotation, molecular function: zinc ion binding; histone acetyltransferase activity. Bases 355 to 2619 code for a protein of 754 amino acids.
AUAUUUUGUUUCUAAAUUGUUUUUAUAUUUUUAUUCUUGAUCAUCUUUCAUCUAAUUUAAUUGUUGUUAUUUAUUUUAAUCAAUUCACAACAUAAUCUUCUUCUUUUCGUUAUCAAUUAUAUCGGAAUGGAAUUAAAUUAGUUUACCUUUUGUCUUUCAAUUCGAAACCUUUUUCUCUGUUUUUCUUUUCCUUCUUUUCUUCAUUUAUUUUGUUCUUUCUUUUUUUUUGCUUCUUUUUUCUUAUUCUCUUUCUCUCUUUCUUUCUAUUUGUGUUUCGUUUUUUAUUUUCUCUUUCUCUUUUAUCUCUUUCUUCUUCUUCUUCUCUGGUUGUAGAUUAUUAUAUCUUGAAUACAAAUGGUUAAUAUGCCUUCGAGAAAGAGGCGAAAGUCAAGAACCAGCUCGGAAUCAUCUGGUCUUGGUCAGUGUUUAAUUUGUUUGAGACAAGAUUCAAACGAAUCCUUGAUCACUUGUCAAUUGUGUGCCAAUCAAUUUCAUUCAGUGAAAUGUCUCCAUAUGUUACCCAAAACGGUUAAUCGAAUUCCCUUAAGCUCUUGGUCUUGCCCUAAAUGUAAAUCUUGUGAAAUAUGUGGACGUAAGACAAGAGCAUUAAGAUCUGCUGCAGAAAAUAAUCUACUACUUUGUAAAGGAUGUGAUCGUGGUUUCCAUCGUAAUUGUAUACAUCAUCAUACUGCAGAUGAUGGACUGGAUCUAAUCAAUGAAUCUACCUGGUUAUGUUUAAAUUGUGAAGAUAAAAUGGCUUCUCAAGGAGAUACAGCUGAUGAAUCGGAGGAAGAAGAAGAGCAAGAAGAAGAUCAAGAAGAAAAUGAGGAAGAUGAAGAAGCCAAUGACAGUUCAGAGGAAGAGGGCGAAGAAGAAGAGGAAGAAGAUGAAGACGAUGAUAUCAACAUUGAGACUUGUGAAAAAAGUGAUCAAAGUGGUGAUGAAAGUGAGGAAAAUGAAGUAGAUGAAGAUGAAGACGAUGAAGAAAAGGAAGAUGUGAAUGAAGAAGAUGAGGAAGACGAAGAUGAAGAGGAUGAAAGUGAUGAAGAAAGAAGUGAUAUUGAUAGACCUCAACCACGACUUACCCGCUCUAAAGCAGCUGCAGGUCGAUCCAUUUGUGAGCCGAUUUCCGAUGCUCAAAGUUCAAGUCAAAACGAGUCAAUGGAACUUGAAGCCAAUGAAUCAGAUGUUAGUGAAAAGCCAUCAAAAACAGCUAAAUCAAAAACGAAGAGAGGAAGAAAACGUAAAAAUGGAAUAAGUCAACAAAAUAACAAUAAUAUCCUUGUACCAAAGAAAGUUAAAAGUGAAGAUGAAAAUAGUCGUGACGAUGAGGAAGAAGCUCGUUGUAGAGUUCCUGGAUGUGAUUCUAAAGGACAUCUUAGUGGAAAAUAUUCAACUCAUUUUACAUCAUCAACUUGUCCAGUUUUUCACAAUUUAACACAAGAAGAAUGUGUCGAUAGAUAUCAGAAUCGUUUACGACGUAAAGAUAUUCGUGAAACCAAUCAAAAGAUAUCAACUCGUAAAUCACCUUACAAGGAGGAGAAAAUAAAUUGCCUGAUAGAACAAAGAAAAAAGGAAUGCAAUCAAAUUGCAAAUGGACCAAGUGUCAAGAAAAACAAUUCUUCCUCUACAAAUACAACCCAUUCAAUAACAUCUCGAGAGCCUAAAUUAAAAUCUCUUGCUCCCAUUUUCGAUUAUGAAAUGUUUAGAGAAGCUCAAAGCCGUGCAGCUGAACUUAUGCAAGAACAAAUGAAAGAAAAUCCUCCCCGAAAAACGGGCAUCAGAACAAUCGAAAUGGGAAAAUAUGAAAUGGACGUUUGGUAUUCAGCACCUUACCCGCCCGAUUAUGCUUGUCUACCCAAGCUUUAUAUUUGUGAAUUUUGUCUCAAAUAUUUCAAUUCCUCCCUCACCAUGAAGCGACAUGCACUUAAAUGUCCACUCCACUGUCCCCCAGGCAAUGAGAUCUAUCGUAAAGCAAAUAUAUCAGUUUUCGAAAUUGAUGGUGAAAAAAACAAACUUUAUUGCCAAAAUCUUUGUCUUCUGGCUAAACUAUUUCUCGAUCAUAAAACUCUCUAUUACGACGUUGAACCUUUCAGAUUUUAUAUCAUGACUGAAUCAGAUAAUGAUGGUUUUCACAUUAUUGGUUAUUUUUCCAAAGAGAAAAACUCAUUCCUCAAUUAUAACGUCUCAUGUAUAUUAACCUUACCACCCUACCAGAAACAAGGUUAUGGUCGUAUGUUGAUUGAUUUUAGCUAUUUAUUAACUCGUGUGGAGGGUAAAGUUGGCUCACCGGAAAAACCGUUAUCCGAUCUUGGUCUAAUCUCAUAUCGAAGUUAUUGGAAAAAUGUGAUUCUAGAAUAUCUUUGUAAUUACCAGGGAAGUGAAAUAUCAAUUAAAGAUUUAAGCCACGAAACAGCAAUUAACGCUUACGAUAUUGUCAGUACUCUUCAAGCACUUGGAAUGUUAAAGUACUGGAAAGGAAAACAUUUGGUUCUCACUCGAAAGGACAUUCUCGAUGAAUAUAAAGCUAAAAACAAGAAGAGGAAAAAUUUUAAAUCAAUUGAUUCGACUUGUUUAAAAUGGACUCCACCCAAUAACAAUGUUCCUUCAAUUAAAUAAUUAAAUCAGCUCAUUUAAUGAGGAAAACUGGUUAAAUUCAAUUGGAGAGCCAAUACAAGCUUAUAAAUCCGAUGAGAGAGUCUUUUGUUUUCUGGUAAAUCAAAAUCAAAUGAUUAUACAGCCACGGACAUUAAGUUUCGUACACUUUCAAUCAAAGUUGCGCAUAGAGUUGCUUUUCUAAUGUAAAUUGAUUGAAGAAUCAACUCUAUGCGCAACAAUUAUUGAAAGUGUACGAAACUUAAUGUCCGUGGCUGUAUA